Carassius carassius (crucian carp) is the source of this 1448-nucleotide messenger RNA. RefSeq names its product protein delta homolog 1. The record is from RefSeq and is a predicted model, not a curated record. Bases 255 to 1376 code for a protein of 373 amino acids. Gene Ontology annotation, cellular component: protein-containing complex; plasma membrane. Gene Ontology annotation, biological process: heterophilic cell-cell adhesion; establishment or maintenance of epithelial cell apical/basal polarity. Gene Ontology annotation, molecular function: calcium ion binding. Lineage: Eukaryota; Metazoa; Chordata; Actinopteri; Cypriniformes; Cyprinidae. The transcript is spliced from 5 exons.
GUAGGUGAUGGUGUUGAUGGGUGGAGUUUAGUUUCGUGUGUCAGACUGAAGCAGCAGCAGCUCGCCGAGGUUUAGUCGGAUCAAACUCGCUUUGACCAUCGCAGACUUUCUCAGAUGAGUUUGUUUUCACUCUGAGUUCUAGUCUGGAGGACUAGUUUAGUUUAGCGAUGCCCAGGUCGCGCGCGCAGCGGUAAGUUUGUGUGAUCAUGUGAAGGUGAUUAUCAGCGGAGGAUCGAGGAUCGAGCUGCGGGAGGAUGAAUGUAUUUCUCCGGCUCGGAUUCUCAUUUCAGCUGCUCUUCUGCGCGUCUGUUUCUGCUCAAGGUCCAGAAUGUGGAGCUGGAUGUCAUCAACACCACGGCUUCUGUGAGCAGUCUGGAGAAUGCAGGUGCAGAGCAGGUUGGCGCGGUGCGGUGUGUGAUCAGUGUGUUCCUUCACCUGACUGUGUUCACGGAGUGUGUGAAGAACCCGGGCAGUGCGUCUGUGAGCGCGGAUGGACGGGUGCUCGCUGCGAUCGAGAGGUUCACCGGUGUUCAUCAAAGCCCUGCUCGGGAAACUCUACCUGUGUGCAGACCGGAGGAGGAGGACACGUCUGCCUCUGUUCUCCUGGACACACAGGGGAAAACUGCCAGCUGAAGAAAGGACUGUGUUCAGUGAACGGCUCUCGCUGUCAGAACGGAGGAACCUGUGUGAACACGAGUGGCUUUGACAGCCGUUCCUCUUGUCUCUGUCCACCUGGAUUCACUGGCUCUGUCUGUGAGAUGGAGCUUGAUGUCUGCGAGCCCAAUCCAUGUGUAAACGGUGGCAGAUGCGUCCAGCGUGACCCGACUUACACCUGCGUCUGUCCGCCGCUCUUCUCCGGGCCGGUUUGUGACGUCAGUCUCUCUGCGUGUUCCAGCGAUCGCUGCAUGAACGGAGGCACCUGCUCCAACGACACUCUCGGCCGGAUCCGCUGCGUCUGCCCGCCCAGAUUCACCGGCCCAUCCUGUGAACUCCAUGUCAGCCAGCUCAAGCCCAAGCCCCGAGCGAGAGCGCUAGGUCCGGGUCACCACACUGCAGCAGCUCACACUUUCCACAAGCUCCUGCGUCCAUCCGAGCGUGAGCCACUCCAGCCGUCCGGUCCACUGGUCACCCGCAGCCAGAUCAUCUGCUUCUCUGUUCUGGGUCUCCUCACCUGUGUGGUGAUCCUGGUCACGACGGGCAUCGUCUUCUUCCCCCGCUGUGAGACGUGGAUGGCCAACACUAAGUACAGCCAGCUGGUGCGACAGCAGAGAGAUCAGCUCCUGAGAGCAUCUGACCACGAGCAGCAUUCACUCAACAUCAUCCUGCCGGAGAACAUCAAGAUGAGCAACUACAGCAGGCUUUACACGUCCAUAUGAAGCUGAUGCGUGCGUCUGGAUGAGACCCAGACGAGAGGUUGGGUGCUUUGGUCUCAGUGUGGAGAACAGCUG